Molecule: messenger RNA, 1148 nt
Organism: Ceratosolen solmsi marchali
Lineage: Eukaryota; Metazoa; Arthropoda; Insecta; Hymenoptera; Agaonidae
Gene: Mettl2
Product: methyltransferase-like protein
Exons: 6
Coding region: 139-1137 (332 amino acids)
Molecular function (GO): tRNA (cytidine-N3)-methyltransferase activity
Source: RefSeq, a predicted model, not a curated record
UUGUCAGUAGGGCAGAACAUGUGCGUUUCCAUAGUCAUGUAAUGAUAUGAUCACACAUGCAAACUACGUAAAGGUGUGUACUACGUAGGCUACAGUUGUGUCGUCGCGCUCGUCGUGCAGAGUUGCGCUUCGACCGACAUGGCCGAAUCCACGGAACUUGGUGUUGAUACAAAGUUGGCGAAUAAGAGGCCUCAAUUUGGGAACCGAACUCUGGAUAACGCGAACGACGUUUUUCGUCACAAUGCUUGGGAUAAUGUUAUUUGGGAUAAGGAACAAGAAGAAAGAGCUCGACAAAAAGUUGCAGAGAAUUCGUUAGUUCUUACAUCGACUGAAAAGAUUGCUGAAUUUGAAAUAGAGGCAGAUAAAUAUUGGGAUAAAUUUUACGGGAUUCAUCAAAAUAGAUUUUUCAAAGACAGGCAUUGGUUAUUUACCGAGUUUCCUGAAUUAGCACCGAAUGACGUUAGGAAAGACAUAGAACGUCCUUUGAGGGCGCUGGCAGAAUUGCAAAUUACUGAGAAAGAAAGUAAUUCUGAAGAUAACGCGUCUCAUUCUAGUCAAAGAAUUUUAGAAAUAGGUUGUGGUGUAGGAAAUACAGUAUUUCCGAUACUACUAUAUAACAAUAAUCCAGAUUUAUUUGUAUACUGCUGUGAUUUUUCAUCGACAGCUAUUAAAAUUUUACAACAGAGUAAAGAAUAUGAUACGAGAAGGUGUAAAGCAUAUGUGCUUGACGUAACUCAAGAUGAUUGGAAUCCACCAUUUAAGGAAAAUAGUUUGGAUAUCAUAAUUCUAAUAUUUGUUCUUUCUGCAAUUCAUCCCGACAAAAUGCAACACGUUGUUAAGCAAAUUUAUAGGUAUUUAAAACCGGGAGGCUUAGUUUUAUUUCGAGACUAUGGGCGGUAUGAUUUGGCCCAACUAAGGUUUAAAAAAGGUCACUGUCUAGCUAAGAAUUUUUAUGCGAGAGGUGAUGGAACACGUGUCUACUUCUUCACACAAGAUGACUUAAAAGACUUGUUUACUAACUGUGGAUUUACCGAAAUACAAAAUCUUAUUGAUAGAAGAUUACAAGUGAAUCGAGGCAGACAAUUGCAAAUGUACAGAGUGUGGGUGCAAUGUAAAUACAAAAAAUUAUCUGCAUAAACAUUUAAUUC